Messenger RNA from Castor canadensis (American beaver), 1394 nucleotides. NCBI's taxonomy places the organism in Eukaryota, Metazoa, Chordata, Mammalia, Rodentia, Castoridae. The record is from RefSeq and is a predicted model, not a curated record.
UUCUAACCAUGAUUCCCACCGAAGAGGAGAAGCAGAAAAUCCAGGAAGCUCAACUGGCCAACCCUGAAGUGCCCUUGGGCAGUGCAGAGCAAUUCCUCCUCAUACUCUCCUCCAUCAGCGAACUUUCGGCUCGGCUCCACCUCUGGGCGUUUAAAAUGGACUAUGAAACCACAGAAAAGGAAGUGGCAGAACCACUUUUGGACCUGAAGGAAGGAAUAGACCAGUUGGAAAACAAUAAAACCCUGGGCUAUAUCCUGUCUACCCUCCUAGCCAUUGGAAACUUUCUAAAUGGAACUAAUGCCAAAGCGUUUGAGUUAAGCUACCUCGAGAAGGUUCCAGAAGUCAAAGACACAGUGCACAAGCAGUCUCUUCUCCACCAUGUGUGCACCAUGGUGGUGGAAAACUUUCCAGACAGCUCUGAUCUGUACUCAGAGAUCGGAGCCAUCACCAGGUCAGCCAAGGUUGACUUUGAUCAACUUCAGGAUAAUUUAUGUCAGAUGGAGAGAAGAUGCAAAGCUUCAUGGGAUCACCUCAAGGCUAUUGCAAAACAUGAAAUGAAACCAGUUUUAAAGCAACGGAUGUCAGAGUUUCUAAAAGACUGUGCAGAACGAAUUAUAAUUUUGAAGAUUGUGCAUAGAAGAAUAAUUAACAGAUUUCACUCCUUCUUGCUCUUUAUGGGUCACCCACCUUAUGCAAUUCGGGAAGUGAAUAUAAACAAGUUCUGCAGGAUCAUCAGUGAAUUUGCACUAGAGUAUCGUACCACCAGGGAAAGAGUUUUGCAGCAGAAACAGAAGCGGGCCAACCACAGAGAGAGGAAUAAGACCAGAGGGAAGAUGAUCACCGAUACUGAUGACGAGGAUGAAGUCGAGUCUGGCAAAUUCUCUGGCAGUUCUCCAGCACCACCGAGCCAGCUGCAAGGUCUGAGCUAUGCUGAGGAUGCAGCUGAACACGAGAACAUGAAGGCUGUGCUGAAAACCUCAUCCCCUGCUGUGGAGGAUGCCACCCCUGUGCUGGGCGUCCGCACUCGCAGCAGAGCAAGUCGAGGAUCCACUAGUUCAUGGACUAUGGGAACCGAUGACUCACCUAAUGUCACAGACGAUGCAGCUGAUGAGAUCAUGGACCGCAUUGUCAAGUCAGCCACCCAAGUGCCCAGUCAGCGAGUGGUGCCACGGGAGAGGAAGCGAUCCCGAGCCAACCGCAAAUCUCGAUCCACUUCCUGGAGAAAUGUGAUCCCUGUGGAUCCUUUGCCUACAUUAGCUGUGGCCUUGGGUGUUUCAGGCGAGCCCCAAGGCUUCAGCCAGCCGCUUGGUCAUUCAAGAGACAGGGAGCAGCCUCAGUGGAAGAAUGGCUACCAGGGGGAGGACCUGGGAAGAGCCUGCAGGAGGCAGAAGUAG